AUGAGAAAAGGAAGAGAAAAGAGACCCAAAAAAAAUAUAAACCUCAACAACAUGGAGUAUUUUGUAUCACUUUUCGUUAUGCGGCUGAGAAUCAUAUCUACAACACAUUUAGAUGAACAGAAAAUUCUGAAAGAAAGUUUUGUAUUCAACAUGAAAGAGUUUCUACUAAAAAAAAGUGAAUUGACGCAACUAGACGUGGGUUCAAUAGCACGACAAUGCAAAGAAAAAAGCAACGCUCAGAAAUGA
Messenger RNA from Clunio marinus, 246 nucleotides. The record is from the annotation of a GenBank genome assembly. Lineage: Eukaryota; Metazoa; Arthropoda; Insecta; Diptera; Chironomidae.